Limulus polyphemus (Atlantic horseshoe crab) is the source of this 5513-nucleotide messenger RNA. RefSeq names its product 5'-AMP-activated protein kinase subunit beta-2-like. The transcript has 8 exons. Gene Ontology annotation, biological process: signal transduction. The coding region runs from base 137 to 955 and encodes 272 amino acids. The record is from RefSeq and is a predicted model, not a curated record. Lineage: Eukaryota; Metazoa; Arthropoda; Merostomata; Xiphosura; Limulidae. Gene Ontology annotation, cellular component: cytoplasm; nucleotide-activated protein kinase complex; nucleus. Gene Ontology annotation, molecular function: protein kinase binding.
GACCGAUUGAUCUCAGUAUCAGUUGUCUAUGUAUGUGACCGUAGUGUCAGUUGUUUGGAAAUGAGUUUCACAAAAUGCAGCUGAGCUUAGGAAAAUCCAAGCAGUUUUAAUCAAUCCAGAAACCACUUAAAAAAAGAUGGGUAAUACGGGUUCUGGAAAACGAGACAGAGCUUAUUCUUCUGAUACAGAGUGUGCACCAACAUCCCCUAGCAGAGAUGAAAAGAACUAUGAAACUGGAAAGAAAAACAAGAUAAUAUAUCAGCCAUCAGUAGAUGAUGUUGAGGAUUUUCCUGGUUCUCCUAAGGAAGUGGAUUUAAGUACAAGUACCAACACUUUACCAAUUGGUGUCAACCAGAGUGAGACAACAUUGCCGACUGUUUUCAAAUGGGAAUUAGGAGGGAAGGAAGUUUACCUGAGUGGAACCUUUAGCAACUGGGAACCCAUAAAGAUGAUCCAUAGCCACGGAGACUGUGUCCUGAUACUGGAUUUAGCAGAAGGUGAACAUCAGUACAAAUUUCUAGUAGAUGGUCAAUGGCAUCAUAAUCCUAAUGAGCCAAUUUGUGACAAUGGAAUGGGAUCAAAGAACAAUGUUGUCAGAGUAAGGAAAGAAGACUUUGAAGUAUUUGAAGCCUUAGCUAUGGACAGUGUCAACACUAGUAGUGGCUCACAAACUGAUAUCACUGGUUCUCCCCUUGGUGAAUAUUCUCAAGAAAGUCCUCAACGACGUCCUCACAAUAAAACACCUGGUCCACCUGUUCUCCCACCUCAUUUGCUUCAAGUGAUUCUCAACAAGGAUAUUCCAAUCUCGUGUGAACCAACGCUACUUCCAGAACCAAACCACGUCAUGCUUAAUCACCUCUAUGCUCUCUCAAUAAAGGAUGGUGUUUUGGUACUAAGUACAACCCAACGUUAUAGAAAAAAAUAUGUCACAACAGUGUUUUAUAAGCCAAUUUGAUGACAGAAACUUAGUGCAGACUGCGAACAAUAAGACUCUUUAGAAGAUGUGGAAUCAUCUUUCAUCAUUGUAGAGAUGACCAUAAAAGAAAAUACACCUGUGGAGCUAUUAAAAUGAAUUCUUAUUGGUCAGUUACAGGGUGUUAGAAUAGAAAUUAAGUCAGUAUCCUCUGCAUUUUUAUUUAUUCACAGCUAAGGUCAACACUAUUGUGAAAUAUGAUCUUACCUAGAACAUUUGUGUAUUAGCUUGGCUAAGCAGUGUUUAUUUACCAACCAUGGGAGAGUAAAAACAGUGGUUCUUGAAGAUAUUUUGGAUAUUAACUGUUCAUAUGAGUCGAACACUGAUUUUUCUUGCAAGUUUGUUAUGUGAGUUACAAACAAGACACCUCAAAUGUUUUAGAUUAACGUGAUUGUGUUAAACACAACACGUAAGAGAAUCUUAAAUUUACACAUCUAAAAUAUUUUGUUUUCAUUUUACAAAUUUAUAACGGUUUCCAUCACGUGUUAGGGACUUAUUUUUUACUUAUUGCCUGUUAUUUAGAUUUUUUUAAGUACUUAAAGCCACCAUGUAAUCCCUCCAUGUUUCCAGGGCUGUACCAAUCAUUGAUGACACCCUGUGUGAUAUUAAUUUCUGCACCCCUUUCUUAAAAAAAUUCUAUCCUUGUCUUCAAGGAUGCAAACUUACACCCCUUAAAUGUCUGUGCUCUGUGUGGGUGCACCAUUCACACUACCCUUCAUGUUUCCAAUGAAUAAUUUUAUGAUAUACAGAUACUUAAAUAUACGUUAGGUUUGAUAAACUUAACACUUACAUAAAUGUUACUAUUAACUAGAGGUUACGGACUCUGAACUUUGUAGUUUUCAGUCAGAAAUUUAAAUUGAAAAUUUAUUCAUACCAUUAGAAUAAGAAAGAAAUAUUCACGAAAAACCUGUUUUUAUGACUAAAACUUUUGAUUUCUGUAAGUCUUUAUUUUAAUUAUUAUUAUGAAAAUUUCAAAAAAGCUUUCAGUUUAGCUUGGAGUAAAUUAUAUUUUUAUACAAGUAUUCUAUUUGGGAUUAAUCCAUAAAAAUUUGUGCAUGGCUCAUUUCAUAUGUAAGGAUAGUUUUAAAAAAAAACUAAAGUGUUUGAUGUUUGAAAUAUUUACUUAGGUAGAUUUAAGAGGAUAAGAAUUUCAGCUUUACUUGAGAAAUAGGACACUGUUUAGCUUCAAACUGUAGAUUAACCCUUAGUUUGGAAUAAGUUACACAACUGCUGAAAAAAAAAAAAGAUUCAUUAUUGUGGUUUGUUUGAAGUUUGUUUUUUUAUUGUUGUAGGUUGUAUUAAGACAUGUCAAUGCUGGAAGAUGGUUUGGAUAUUUUAUGGAGUUUUGAAGCUGCAUUACAGGUGUAGAUCUAUCACUAUAUGUAGAAUAGAAAAUUUAACAUACACACACACACACACACACACACUAGAAUAUAAAUAUAUAUAUAUAUAUUGUCUGAAAAAAUUACUAUAGUUAGAGAACUUAUAUUUCUAUCAGCAGCUUUUAUAUUGAGCAUGGCUGAAACCAGCUACGUGGCCUGUAUGUAUGUUUGAACAAACCAAAAACCCUCCGGGAAUUGCAUAGAAUGGCUGUGAGAGGGCUAAAAUUUCAAAUUUUUUCUUGGGGGACUUGUAGCACCCCCCCAAGUCCACAGCUGAUUGUCAUUUCUUGCCUCAAUAAAUUUAUAUCUCUGGUUAUGGCCAUGUUGAGGGUCUAUAAUUAUCUUGCUCUCCCAUUAUGAAUACUUGUUUGUGUUAAACCCAUAUUUCCCACAGAUAUUCAAGGUAUCUUUAUCAAUUUAACCAGUUAUUUACAUCUAAUUAGUUCAGUAUUAAUACCAUUAUAUUCUGUAUAAUAUAAUUAUAUUUCACAAUUCUCUAACCGAUACGUUUACCACGUGUGUAGUUGUAAACAAUUUUUAGAUUAACUUAAAGAGCUGUCAAUAGAUGACAGGACACUUGAUAUGCGGGCUUGAUUUGUUUAGAAUCUAGAUAACUGACUUGCAAGAUUUUUUGAAAUCUAGUCUGAAAUGUUUUUGCUUAUUGUAAUAAAGCUUUUUUAAAGUCUUCCUGUCAGUAAAAUUCAAACUUAGAUAGUUGAAGUUAAUUAAAAUAAGUGAUAAAAUGCCAAGAAAUUGAAAAGUUAGAAGCUUCUUAUCAUAGUAUAUUAAUAUAUAUAUAUAUAUAUUUGUGAGUGAACAUUUUCUUCAAAUGUUUUAGAAGUUUUGAAAACCCAUUCAGGCUUGGUGGGUAUAUUAUUUUUUAGUCUGAAAAGCCAAAUUUUGUGUUAUUGUGUUGAAGUGUAUUUUUGCAUUUAGUGCUACUCUGCCAAUUUUAGUUUUUGUAUACAUUUUGGAAUGUUUGUGUUUACAUGCAGAGUUAGUUGUUGUAUAUGAACAACGAAAAAGGUGUAUCUGCUGUCAAUAUGUAAAGAUAUAUUUUACAAGUUAUAUCUGAGUUGAAAUCCUUUACACAUAUAUUUAUAACACUUUGGUUUUAAGCUGAAACUGCUUUUUAUAUAUGAAUUAAAUGUUUAUUUGCAUACGUUUAUUUUCACUUUUGAGAGGUUAACUAUUUGGAAAUCUAAGCUACUUAGAAAAAUAUUCAGAAGUUACUUUUCUUGAGUAUGUUCCUACCUAUUUAUUUCUCUCUCUCUUAUUUUAUGGAAAGAACAAAGUAUGAUAUAUAAAAGGUUUUUUGGAUUUGGUCCACUUUUUUUUUAGAAUAAUUCCUGGAUAUAUAUAUAUAUAUGAAAUUGUAAAUAUUUAUUAACCAUUGCUAUAAAUUUUCAAACCUUUUAACUUGCACAUACUACAGUAUUUUAGUCAAGAAUAAAUAUAGCCUAGGUGUCGAUUUUACAAUAAGUUUGUCAUUUACUCAAUGGUUUGUGAUCUAACAUGCAAAAAAUUCAGUUAAAAAUUGUUCUACAGUAUGUUCACUGCGUAUAAUUUUUUUCAGAAAAGUUUUCUUUUCAAGCCAAAUGUUUUAGUUACAUGAAAUAGUAUUCAUAUAAUACUAAUACAACUCACACUUUUCUUUACAUUCACCUUGUUGAUUAAGGCUUGAGAUAAAAAUAAAGAAAAAGAGGUUUAAGACAAAUCAGAGCACUUUUUUAAGUCCUAAAGUCAUGCUACCUUCUAGAAUAACUUAUAUUACUGAAUUAAAUACUAUUUUAGGAUUACACCCAUUAGGCUUAGAUCAGGCCUCCAAAAUUGGUAGGUAUUCCUACCAGAGGAAAUUGUAUUACCCAAAAUAUUUCAAAUGUUAUUACCUUCAAACAAGUGAUGAGCAUAUAUGUUGCUCAUACCUAGCAAAAGUUGUGCAGAUAAGCCAUACAGUUUAUCUAUAGCAGAAACGUAAGAAACGUGUUGUCUACAUGAUAAAUUUUUGAUUUUAAUGUUGAGAUUUGUAGCAUGACAAUUUGAUUAUAACGAAGGUACGUUAGUGAACUUUGUAGUUGUUUGAAAUAAAUUACUUCAUUUUGUUAUUUUAAUGAAUAAGUAUAUUACCCUUUUGCCUUGUGGAACCAAGAUACUGUUCCAGUGAAAAACUGUUUAAAAAAAUCUUCCUUUAACUUUAUUAUUUGUAUUUUUUAUUAAAAUAAUUUGGCUUUACUUUGAAAUAUUUUGCAGGUUAUAGGGUAAGGUUAUGGUGUAUCUUAUACAGCCUAGGUGAUAUUAACACACAAAUAGUUUGUGUAGAAAAGAUGAGUGAAUGAAGGAGCAAUAACAGUAUUACAAUGUAAGUUAUUUAUAAGGACUGAGUAAAAUUGUUCUUUUGAGGCAUUAUGGGAAAUCUGUUGGGAUGCUUAUUUUUUUGGGUUACAGACCAUUAGAUAAGUGUGCAUCUGAUGCUUAAAAAAUGGAAGGUAUUGAAAAAAUUUGUAAGUUAUUUAGUCAUUUUGGUAAGUCCACGUCUGUGACUUAAGCAUGUUUUGGGGUUUAUAUAGUAUAUCUUGUAAAAAUAGUAACAGGUUAUUGCAUUUUAAACACAGCAUUUUUUGUUUAGCAAAUCUUUGAUAUGAAUUAAAAAGUAUAGUAUUUUGUUAGGACCACUAGGGUUAUAUACAAAUAACAUAUGCUGUGAUAUUUGAGAGUUUUCCUGAAAAAAACUGAAUAUUUCUGAAAGAGAUCUUUAUGGAUGAGGUUGAAGUAUACAUUGUAAUUUAGCCCUGUAAAAACUUGCAACUAGUUUGUGCAACAAUUUAUCAUAAAUAGAUUCCUAUUCAGAAAUACUGCUAUAGAAGUUAGAUAUUUUGAUCACUUAUUUUGCAGGCUGUACUUAUUUCUUUUGUUUACUUAAGUGAUAUGCAUGAAAGUCUUAAUGACUAUAAUGUGAAAUUGUAGGAUAGUUUGUUUUUGUGUUCUAUUGUUUAUGUUAAUGCUGUUUUCUAAGUAAAACCUUCAAAAACACAAUUUAGUGUGUGAUGUCCAAUUGAUAAACUCAAGACUACGGGCCCAAAACGACCCGGCAUGGCCAGGUGGUUAGGGCGCUCAUCUUGCAAUCUAAGGGUCGCGGGUUUGAAUCCCAGUCCCACCAA